GCGUGAGCGACUAUUCGGUGACAACUGACAAAACGCGAAACAGAAACCGAGUAGAGUGAAACCAGGUCCAGGUUUAGGGUUUGGGUUGGCAAAAACACAUACAUUCAACAAACAAAUUAAAUUUCAUCGAUUCUCUUUUUCUCAGUUGAAUAUGGCUGAGCAGGAAGAAUUUCGUUGUUUCAUUGGGAAUCUCUCUUGGUCAACAUCUGACAGAGACUUGAAGGAUGCUUUUAAAAAGUUUGGUCGCCUUCUUGAUGCAAAGGUUGUCAUGGACAAGUCAUCUGGACGGUCUCGGGGGUUUGGAUUUGUUUCUUUUGACGAAGAAAAGGCAAUGGAAGAUGCAAUCGAAUCUAUGAAUGGGAUAGAUUUAGGUGGACGGUCUAUUUCAGUAGAUAAAGCUCAGCCAGGUUCUGGUAGAGAUAGAGAUGGCGGUCGAGACCGUGAUGGUGGUCGAGACAGUGGACGUGAUCGUGGACGUGAUUAUGGAGGUGGUGGACGAGGAUCUGGUGGAGACUGCUAUAAAUGUGGCAAACCUGGGCAUUUUGCCAGGGAGUGUCCAUCUGGUGAUGGUUCAAGGGGUAGAUAUGGUGGAAGAGAUGACAGAAGGGAUGACAGGUAUGGAGGUGGUGGUGGGGGUGGCAGUCGCCAUGGCCCUGAACGUAGUGGUGAUCGCUAUGGAGGCCGCAACAGGGACGGUGGUAGUCGCGGAGGAUCAGGCUAUAGUCGUGAUCGUUCUGGUCCAUAUGAUCGCCCUGGAGGAGGUUACCGUUGAUGAACUGGUUCCCGUAAUAUUUGCUGUCAUAACGAAGUUUUUCGAGCGUCAAUGGAGUUGGUCAAACUGAUGCUCAUCUCAUUUAACUAUCAAUUUGAAUGAUACAAAACUGUUCUGCCAGUUUAGUGUUUCAGACUUGGUACGCUUGUGCUGUUAUUCGACUAUGUUCUCUUGUUUAAGUCCUCUUUUAAGAAGAUUUCUGGUUACCAUUUGAAUGCGUGAAUGAUCCUGGACUGUUACCAAAUUUCUUUGUU
Daucus carota subsp. sativus is the source of this 1026-nucleotide messenger RNA. Its product is annotated as glycine-rich RNA-binding protein RZ1A. NCBI's taxonomy places the organism in Eukaryota, Viridiplantae, Streptophyta, Magnoliopsida, Apiales, Apiaceae. Gene Ontology annotation, molecular function: RNA binding; zinc ion binding. Bases 152 to 772 code for a protein of 206 amino acids. The record is from RefSeq and is a predicted model, not a curated record. The transcript is spliced from 4 exons.